AUGAAGAAAGACAACAGUGCCAAGCAAACAGGGGAACCCCCCCUCGGCAGGGCGCACAUAGAAAAGUACCAUGCAAACCCAUUUACAAACUCGAAAGAAGAUUACUAUAAUGAAAAAAUAUUGAGAAUAAUAUGUUCCAUAUUGUUGUGUAAAAAUAUAAAAAGGGUAGAUUGUGUAGUUUUAGAUUUGCUUUUUAAUUUUUUUAUAAAAAUGGUUAAAACGAUCGGAAUGAAUUGCAGGAAGUUCUCUUCCCUUAGAGGAAGUGUUGUUGUAAAUUACAUCGACAUAAAGCAUUGUGUAAAAUUGGCCCUAAGUAAUUUGUACGAAGAAAUUUACACGGUGAGCAAUUUUAAUAACCUCUUUGCCAGCUCCCCAUAUGAAGUUGAAGAGGAGGAGGAGGAGGAUGCUGUUAAGAAAAAAAAUCAUAAUUAUAUCAACGUUUUGCAAAACUCGUACUUGUACUACAAGCACCUGUGCAUGAAACAGACGGAAAAAUACAACUCGAUGGAGAACCUGGAUGGUACGAACCCUCUGGACAAUCUGAACAACGUGACCACCUUGAAUUAUCUCACCAUUGGGAACAACUCUCCAUCAAAUGAAAAUGUAAACGUUUUAUUUUUAAAUGAAAAUAUCGAUAUUGAAAAAUAUAAAGAAAUUAUGAAAUUAAAAAAAAAAUAUGUACAUGAUCAUAUGCCCAUUAUUCCACUGUCUCUGAAUCGAAAAGAAAAAAAAACGGGACUUUACAAUGACAAGACAGAUUAUUACAUGGAUAUAUCUUCUUCCGGUAGCUCUUCCGCUAAAUCUGUAUCGUCUUCUUCGUCCGAAUCAUCUCAUCCUUCUAGUGAUGAUUCGGAUUUUUUCCAUCACAUAAACGGAAAUAGCGCAGAGGGGAAAGAGCUUGAGAGUCACACAAAGGAAGACAUGGGACAGGAGAAAAUGCAGGUGUUAAGCCUUCUUCCGAAGCUGAGGGACAUAUAUAUGCAGAACGGAGAGCGUGCUCGCCGGGGGACAGACCGUCAGGCCCCUCCGGAGUCCAUGUUUAAUUCACUGAAUAUUUUUGAGACCCCAGAUGGGGGUAGCCGUUAG
This is a messenger RNA of Plasmodium knowlesi strain H, 1086 nucleotides long. Its product is annotated as conserved Plasmodium protein, unknown function. The record is from RefSeq and is a predicted model, not a curated record. The transcript has a single exon. The coding region runs from base 1 to 1086 and encodes 361 amino acids. Lineage: Eukaryota; Apicomplexa; Aconoidasida; Haemosporida; Plasmodiidae.